This is a messenger RNA of Seminavis robusta, 1017 nucleotides long. Lineage: Eukaryota; Bacillariophyta; Bacillariophyceae; Naviculales; Naviculaceae. The record is from the annotation of a GenBank genome assembly.
AUGCGCCAAACUGUCUUCAUUUCAGCUGUGGCGAUAUUGUGUUUGUUGUCGUUGGCAUCGAACAUCUUGUCCAUCUUUAAGCUUGAGAUCCUCGUUGCAGGAGCUCGGCGCAGAGACUCUUCUCUGACACGAGGUUUGUCAAUUGAUUUUGGACGGCCAAGACAAGGUGAUUAUGAAGACGGAAUCAGUUCAGAGAUAGCAGCAACUCGACCACACUGCGGCGAUGCGAAGAAAUGCUUGGUGGACAAUGACGAUUAUAUCUACGGCAAUGCAGGAUCAUGGGAUGCAGCCCCCAUCGUGGUCGAGUCGCAUAAGCUUGUCUUUUUCUCAAUCCCAAAGGCAGGAUGCACCACGUUCAAGAUGCUGUUCCGAAGAAUGAUGGGCAAGAAAAACUGGCGAAGUCAAGACGGGCAGGUUUUUCUUCCCCACAAUCCACGCUUCAAUGGACUCAGGUACUUACAUGAAUAUACACUUGAGGAGGCCAAUGAGAUCAUGACAUCACCCAACUAUACCAGAGCAGUAUUUGUUAGAGAUCCAAAAUUGAGAUUCUUGUCUGCUUUCCUGGACAAAGCACUGAGCAAUGGCGGUGACUACAUCAAGAAAAAGUGCUGUCCUGCAGGCGAUUGCAUUGAGGCAGCUCAAACACUUGAGGGGUUUCUUGAUUUGGUCAAAUGGUGUCCAGACGAACACUGGAAACCCCAAAGUGAGAGGAUGGAGGCAAAGUAUUUUCAAACCAUUGAUUUUGUGGGACAUUUGGAGAAUGCCCACAAUGAUACCAGGCGGUUGCUUGAAAGAAUACAUGGUUGGGAGGAAUUUGGAAAAUUUGGGUGGGGAAAGGGAGGGGACCAUUCAAUUUUUCAGAGUCCCAGAGAUGCUGGUGGGCAUGCUACAUGGUCUCAGUGGGAAAUAUGGAAGUGGUACAAUCAGAGGUUGGAAAGAAAAGUUGAGAUCUUUUACUCAAAAGAUUAUUCCAAUCCACUCUUUGCUUUUGAGAAGAAAAAUUUGGUUGCCUACUGA